This is a messenger RNA of Symbiodinium necroappetens, 414 nucleotides long. Lineage: Eukaryota; Dinophyceae; Suessiales; Symbiodiniaceae. The record is from the annotation of a GenBank genome assembly.
AUGAUCCGCGCGGGAGUUCUAGACAAAGCUCUGGUGGUGCUCACAUGUGGAUGGAGAACCCCCAACAACUGCGGUCUGGUUCUGCAGGAGGUCAAGUAUUGCAUGGGCUACUGCAGGUUCUUUGCAGUGGCCGCCAUCGCCUUGGCCCGGUUUUGCACCGGAAACGAAGUUCUUCCUCAGAGCCAGGAGCCUCUGGGCUGGGCUGUGGUCGCGAUGCUAGUUGCGGAGAUGAUUGAAGAUCUCGUUUCGUGGGUGCUCGUCAGGAGAGGUUUGCGCGUGCACCCAGAGCCGCGCCAGAUCACAGACGAGGAGGUUGAGAUCCUUGUCAUCAACGAGAUGAAAACCAGUCAGGGCUCCCUUGCCUCACUUAGCCCACCAUUCAAAGCCGUGGUUCCGAGCUAUCACCAGAGAUGA